AUGCAACAGAAGCAGAGAUCUACAUGCAAGGAGAGUCCGCAAGCUUGGCCACCGUCGACUUUUCCAGCGCUGGUUUGCUGGUCUCAGCAAAACCGGAGAAAUCAGCAAGCCAUCCGCUACAUAGAUCGCUUGCUUUGCUUCUUCCCUCCUGAUGGCCGUGAAGUCUGCGUUCAUCGCCUCGUGAAGCAUUCCAGAAUAUUCCAGAAGCACUGUGUCGUUUGUGGCUCAUCGGCGGGCACCACCUACAUCCAGCACAGCAUGAUGGCUGCCAGGGUCGCAAGUGCCCAGGCCUUGCACAGGAUGUCCACACAUGGCAGCACCACAACACCAACGCCCAUGCGUAGCCAAUCUCGCCGCAUCGCGAGUGAGUUGGUGGAGAAGAUGGAGAUGAAAGCCGGGCAAAAGAUGAGGUUAUCUGCCAACGCACACGCGCGCGCGCGCACGCCCCAACGUGUAGGAACCGAUGGCAUGGUCAGGCUGUUCAAAAAGAGGAAACGCGAUUGCUGCAGGAAUUUCUUGUUUUGUGUUUCCGACUUCCUGGUUCGGGCGAUUUAA
This is a messenger RNA of Symbiodinium natans, 555 nucleotides long. NCBI's taxonomy places the organism in Eukaryota, Dinophyceae, Suessiales, Symbiodiniaceae. The record is from the annotation of a GenBank genome assembly.